UCAAAAGAACUACUCUGUGCUCUUUCGGCCUCCUCAGCAUCAGAGCUUUCUGAAGCAACAACAGGCGAUGCGUCUGCUGUGAAUAAAAGCGCUGCAGAGGAUUCCAGUUUGAACUCAACACCACAACUACAACAUCAGCUGGAACUGCAGCAGGGACUGUGAGCGAGUACUGAAAGUAAACAGGAGAUGUUUGCGUCUAAAACUAAAGCACUUGUGAAGAAUCUGGGCGCUGAGGGCGACCUCAUCGAUAACGACAAUGUGAACGAAAAAAUUGAGAUGCUGACUCUGGUCAAAGUCAGACAGAGAAGAUUCUGGCCAGUAAUCAAGUACACGACCACGGACCUAACACUGCUCGACCUCCUGGAGGAACCAAACUAUUCACCAGAAUACACAGAGGAGGUUUUGGCUGAGGAUUUUAACAAUCUGAUACGCAUAUGUGGGAAUGGCAGUGUUGGAGCAGGAGCACAUGAUGUCGAAUUGAAAGCCAGUGCAGAAACAGACACUGUGGACGGAGUGUCACCCAUCACUCUGAAGAAAAAGACAGUGGACAUCGAAAAACUGAGGAAGAACUACACAGACAAGAAGGUAAAGAAAAAGUUUGUGGACAUGCUUAAACUGAAGGAGGAUGAAAAGCUGACUUUUGUCUACCAGUCAGUCUACAACACUACGCCGGUUAAGUUUUUUGACAUUGCCAUAAACCAGGGCUCUACGUCAGCAGCAUUUAAAAUAUACUUCCAACUGUGUGUGACGGGCAAAAAGAAAGAGAAGACAACCUUCAUUGUUCCAGAAGAAUCCACCUUCGCUUACAGUCUAAUGGAGAUAACAACUGAGGAUGGGACCCUGGGAAUCCCUCCAAGAACCAGGAAUGUGAGACGUUAUAAUGAAGAAUGGUGGCGCUUCAGCUCAGACGGCGAAGGCGACUGUGAGACCUUCCAACGGGUGAAAGGAGAGAUUAAGAUGAAAGAAGUUCUCCUGCAGCCUCUGGCAGAUCUGUCUGCGCCGACCCGUGAUGUUCUCCUGAAAACACUCCAUAUGAUUGUGGAGACCAGGAACGAUCUCUCUCUGCUGGUGGAUCAGCUCAGUACGGGAGCGUCUGAUGGUCCGCAGUCUCAGCACGUCUCCUCAUUCAUGGACCUUCUCAAGGCCUCCAACGCCUCGACCGCUCAGAAGGACGCCAUUGACCUGUUGGUCAGCGCGAUGGACACUCUGCCAGACUCUGUGCCUGCACUGCUGACCACCUGCAGUCCUGAUACUCUGAGAGUCCUGAACCAGCUGGUGAGCAGUCUUGGCAAAGAGGCCAAACUCCCAGAGUCACUGCCUCCUCCCCUGCAGGAGGAGGGGAAGCUCCGCUGGGCAGCCGAGCUCCUCUGUUCCACCGGCGGCACCCUGCAGGAGCUGAAUGAGCAGUGGUUCAGACCCAAGCUGCCAGCAGGAGCGCUGCUGGAGGUGCUGUGCCUCGUCGUGCGGGGACUCAGCAUCAUACAGCACAUCAUGUAGUAAAAGAAAUAACAUCAGCUCUGAUCUCAGAAUCACAAAGAUUAACCCCUGUAUCAUUUAUCAGUUUCAGUUCCCAGGUGUUUAUGUGUGGUGGUUUGUAUGAUACUGAAGUUAAAAAGAGUCAGUGGAACAAACAUCCACUGUAUAUACCUCCUGGAAGGCUCCUCUUGGAAUAGAAAGGAACUGUACUUAAAGCAACAUUAUGUAAGAUUUGGUAUUUGUGUGGUUUGGGGCCCAGAUGAACAACAGCUAAUAUUUCUGAUCACAGCAAGAAGGCAGCUCGCCAUCCGUCAACGUCCUCUGAGCUCUCUGAGCCUCUGACAUUAGCCCGGUUACACUGCCCAACACCCGGUCCCGGGUAGCACGGCUAACUUAAGUAGCUAACUAGCUUCAGUGUCCAUCAGGAAACUGUAAAGUACAGAGAGUUGUGGUGUUAGAGCCGUAAAGAGGCACAGACACCCUGUUAGUCAGCGUAACAUCAGGAUGAUACUGUAGCUACAAAAGUUCAUCAUGUUGCUUUAAGUACAACUUUGAGGUAGAGUACUUGAACCUGAGUAUUUCCUUUCUGUCUUGUGGCCUUUCACAUAGAAUCAGUGAAGGAUCCUGUUUGUCUCUCUCUGUAUUAUCACUGCUAUACAAUCACUGCGCUGACUUCAAGGGAAUUAAUACUUGCUUAUAUCUUAUGUUAUGUAUCUUUAUCUUAAUGAUGAUUUGGUGUGCAUUAACCUUUAAAUCAUUUUUUUGUUUGAAAGGUGGUAUAUAAAUAAAAUGUUCUUUAUUGAUUCAUA
Messenger RNA from Dicentrarchus labrax (European seabass), 2285 nucleotides. RefSeq lists its product as uncharacterized. Gene Ontology annotation, biological process: programmed cell death. Bases 187 to 1497 code for a protein of 436 amino acids. The record is from RefSeq and is a predicted model, not a curated record. Lineage: Eukaryota; Metazoa; Chordata; Actinopteri; Moronidae. Gene Ontology annotation, cellular component: cytoplasm. The transcript has 12 exons.